This is a messenger RNA of Suillus discolor, 454 nucleotides long. RefSeq lists its product as uncharacterized. The record is from RefSeq and is a predicted model, not a curated record. The coding region runs from base 101 to 331 and encodes 76 amino acids. NCBI's taxonomy places the organism in Eukaryota, Fungi, Basidiomycota, Agaricomycetes, Boletales, Suillaceae. The transcript is spliced from 3 exons.
UCUCUAAAUUUUGUAUGUAGUACACUUUCAAGUUCGUGACAGCGGGAGUCUCACUCUUGUCUCCUCAACUCAUCACAAGUUGUUGGCCAUACUCGUAGUGAUGUCGGACGCGAAUCUUGCAGUGACAUAUUCUCUAAUCUAUGCGUUUCUGAAACAGCAGUCCCAGACAAAAGCAGCUGAUGCUGUAAAGAAAGCUGCAAGGAACAUAAUUGUCCUAAAGGAUGAUUUGCAGCUCAAGGGUUCAUCCUUGGAUGAGAUAGUUAAGCAAUGGAAGGAGUCGCAUACUAACGACAGUUCUUCUGACUCUAACUGUGUGUAUUUAUGUCGCUAGUCGUACGAGCUCUAUUGCUAAGUGUGAUAUAGCUUCAGAUGAUUCCUCUGAUGGUGCGUUAUCCCAAUCAUGCACAAACGGGCCCCGAUAUGUAAUUCUGGACAGAUUCCUCGACAAGUUCUA